Molecule: messenger RNA, 3551 nt
Organism: Homo sapiens (human)
Lineage: Eukaryota; Metazoa; Chordata; Mammalia; Primates; Hominidae
Gene: RNF138
Product: ring finger protein 138
Exons: 8
Coding region: 440-1177 (245 amino acids)
Biological process (GO): protein ubiquitination
Cellular component (GO): chromosome
Molecular function (GO): ubiquitin protein ligase activity
Source: RefSeq, marked reviewed
GCCGUGCGCCGGUUGCUAUACAGGCCGCACUUCACACCCCGUGCCUCCCCGCCUCUCCUGGCUCCUCCGCCCAGAUCCCCGGCGCUCCCGCGUUCGGUGACGGCCGGGUAGGCUGUAGGCAGCGCAAUGCCAAGACAGAGCUGCUGGCGGCGGCGGGCGAAUCUCCCUGCACCAUGAGCCUCGGCUCCGGCCCCGUUAGGGGCCGAUAAGCACAGCGCACGCCGCCCUCCAUUUGCCCCGGGGCCUCGGCUGCGAAGAUAGCGGCGGCCGGACAGGAAGCUCGAGGAAAGCGCUGGGCCGGGUCUCUACGAACACGUGAAGGAAAAGCAGCUCCGUCCACAACGCCGCUUCGGGGCUCCUAGGGAGUCGGGCCCCGGGCCGCCACCGUCACCUCGGCCGCUGCCGCUGUCGCCAUCGCCUUGUUUCCCCAUCCCCCGCCAUGGCCGAGGACCUCUCUGCGGCCACGUCCUACACCGAAGAUGAUUUCUACUGCCCCGUCUGUCAGGAGGUGCUCAAAACGCCCGUGCGGACCACGGCCUGUCAGCACGUUUUCUGUAGAAAAUGUUUCCUGACUGCAAUGAGGGAAAGCGGAGCACAUUGUCCCCUAUGUCGUGGAAAUGUGACUAGAAGAGAGAGAGCAUGUCCUGAACGGGCCUUAGACCUUGAAAAUAUAAUGAGGAAGUUUUCUGGUAGCUGCAGAUGCUGUGCAAAACAGAUUAAAUUCUAUCGCAUGAGACAUCAUUACAAAUCUUGUAAGAAGUAUCAGGAUGAAUAUGGUGUUUCUUCUAUCAUUCCAAACUUUCAGAUCUCUCAAGAUUCAGUAGGGAACAGCAAUAGGAGUGAAACAUCCACAUCUGAUAACACAGAAACUUACCAAGAGAAUACAAGUUCUUCUGGUCAUCCUACUUUUAAGUGUCCCCUGUGUCAAGAAUCAAAUUUUACCAGACAGCGUUUACUGGAUCACUGUAACAGUAAUCACCUAUUUCAGAUAGUUCCUGUGACAUGUCCUAUUUGUGUGUCUCUUCCUUGGGGAGAUCCUAGCCAGAUUACCAGAAAUUUCGUUAGUCAUCUAAAUCAGAGACAUCAAUUUGAUUAUGGAGAAUUUGUGAAUCUUCAGCUAGAUGAAGAAACCCAAUACCAAACUGCUGUUGAAGAAUCUUUUCAAGUAAACAUCUGAAGGCUGUAGACAUCUCUGCAUCUUUGUACCUGCAAGUGCCAUCUUUAAGGGGGAAACUACAUGAAGUCACCGUUACAGUAACUUGAUGUGUAUAUUAAUAAAAGUAAUUCAGUCAUUUUAGUUUUUGAUUGAAAAUAAAGGUAGGGCUUCUAAAAACUUCAUCAUCUUGAUAAGUUAAAAAAUGAAAGUUAUGACAUUAGCUUUAAAGGUGUAAAAAAGAUGUUUCACUAAUGUAACGGUGAAAGAGAAUCCCUGUUGUACUUUAUCUUUUUGUAAUAUUAUUUUUGAAUUUUUCAUUAUUAUGUUGCUUUUGAAAUUUGAUGCAUUCCUCCCAUUUACUUUAUUAUUGUACACAUUUAACACACAGUAGCAAAUUUUGAACGAUGUGAUUGAUAUAACCUAACAAAUCUGAGCCAGUUAUUAUUAGAGUUGCAGAAUAGAAACUUGAAGUGCUAAAUGGAAUAAUCCAAAGGAAAUUUUUUAAAUGCAGGUUCUAGCUGAAAAAUUCAACUAUAAGAAAAUUGUAUUUAUAUAACAUUUACUAUUUUUGAAGACUAGUGAGAUUUCUGUAAUAAUUUUAAUUCUUUAAAAAGUGAAAGCUUGUUGUAAAGAUAUUUUCUUUUUGUUAUUAGAAGGAAAUACAAAGAGAAAAAUUUCUUUCUUUCAUGGGCAUUUGAUAAUUUCAGUCUUUGACUGAUUUGUAAGCCUAGAAUAUACUAAGCUGAAUAACAGCUCUUUGGCCUCAGAAUUUUCAGUAGCCAGUAUUUCUGAUUAACUAAGUUGAAACUCUUAUUAGAAACUUUCAGUUGGUGAUAUUGUAUUCUAGAAGAUAUAAAUGAGAGGUUUGGCUUCAUCUCAGUUUAGAAAUUUAUUCAAAGCUAAAGAUGUAUAUAUACAUAUACUUUUGUGUGUAUAUAUACACAUAUGUGUGUAUGCAGUUUGUCAGGUUAUAUAUAGAAUUUCUAUUAAGGAUUUUUUAAAUGGACAAGCAAUAGGGGGUUGAAGUGUUUAUCUGAUUUGUUUAAAAUUUUGUAUAUCACCAAAUUUUUAAAAAGUGAUAGUCACAGUGCUAAGUUAUCUAGUUGGCUACUAUUACACCUUAAAAAUUGAGUUUACACACACACAAUUACCUGUUUAUAUGGUGCUCAUUUGUUAUUCUCAAAUAUAAUGUGUGACCGUGAUAUAGUGAGAAAGAUUCUACCAACCACUGUUUCACUACUUUUUAGUUAAAAUUGGGUAUGUUCUUAAUAUUCAUUAGUGAGAAUCACAAAGUAUUUUGUAGAAGGCCCAAAUCACAGAAUAAAGGACUAAGAGUGGAUUUGCUGACAUUCCAUACUAAUAUACAUUGUUUAUGCUUUCUUUAAAAUAACUAGAAGAACAUAAAAGAAAGAGAAUCUCAGAAGUAGUUUGCUGCUAAUAUAUACAUAUAUUGUAUAAAAAGGUAUAUUUUGGUUUUGUUAAAACCCUUGUUGACUUUUCUACACUGAACAUUUUUUUUAACUUGAUUUAAUAAAAAUGUUAAUUUUGGAAGUGCAGUUUUGUAAAAACCUUUUUCAGUCAAACAGUAAAGACUUUAUUUAUGGAUUGUAAUAACAACCACAAGAAAAGCCAUACAUCUUAAUGAACAUACGCCUUUGUUCUGUCAUUUUAAAGAGUGGUGUUUACUAUGUGUGUGCUUGAGCAUUUUCUUUCAGUUACAUGGGUGUAAUUUAAAAAACAGCUCCUUUUUAAGACUUUUGACCAUAGUGUUUUCCAGUUUAAAGCAAUAACUUUCAUAGUUUCUUUCAAAGUUUAAUACAUCCAAUAUGUCAAGUUAAACCAUUCUGGGAUUUGCAAAGUUUAAUACAUCCAAUAUGUCAAGUUAAACCAUUCUGGGAUUUGCAAAGUUUAAUACAUCCAAUAUGUCAAGUUAAACCAUUCUGGGAUUUGGGAACUUCUUUAAAGGAAAAUUGUAGUAGAGGUCAUCUUGAUGGAAUUGUGUUUUAAAGUUUUGUGAAUGAGUUAAAUAUCAUUGAUAGUCUUGUGUGUCUCACAUAUCAGCUUUUUCAUAAGGAAAAUACUUUAUUUGCUUUUAUCUGAGAAUUUCUCAGUAUGAAAAUGAUUGUUUAAAAUUUCCCCUCUUUUUGUCAGUGCAUUGGGAAUAGGGAUAGACUUUACAGAUUUAUGGAAAUUAAAUUUAUGGGGAAAAGUUUAUUUUUAAUAUUACUUAUAGCUGAGUCAGAAUUAAAGGAGGGAAUUGUAUUGAUACUCCAAUACCUAAAUUUCACAAUACCACUUAGGAAAGCUAUUUCAACAAAUUACAGUUUUAUUGUUAAAACAGAGUCUUAUUUGAGAUGUAUUGCUUUAUUUUUCAAUUAAAAGUGGUUUUCUCCUA